This is a messenger RNA of Tripterygium wilfordii, 4332 nucleotides long. RefSeq names its product COP1-interacting protein 7-like. The record is from RefSeq and is a predicted model, not a curated record. The coding region runs from base 463 to 3945 and encodes 1160 amino acids. Gene Ontology annotation, biological process: response to light stimulus; positive regulation of DNA-templated transcription. The transcript has 9 exons. Lineage: Eukaryota; Viridiplantae; Streptophyta; Magnoliopsida; Celastrales; Celastraceae.
UCCACCGAUCCACAUUGACACUGACACCAAAUAAAAUAGAAGAAUGUGAAAAAAUAAAAUCUUUCUUGGUAUAUUUGAGAACAAGAUUGGAAAUUGACAUCUCAACCACAUAAGCUUAGAUUCAUUUAUUCAUAAUUUCAUACAUUCAUUCUCUCUGUAACACACAGAGCAGGAACUGGAACUGGAAGCUCUUACAUCUAUGUAUGCGUGUGUAAGAGAUGUGUAUGUCGGCAGUCAUAUGGGGGCCACAUGAAGAAAAGUAAUCAGAUCGCCCUCUCACACCACCACUUGUUCUCUCUGCCUCCCAUGAGUCCCAUGUGCCCAGCUUCAUCACCUCCUGCUGGCACUCUCUCUCUUUGUUGGCAAGAGCUCAAAAUGUGCUGAACUGAAUCCAGCAGUUUCUGAUUCCAGCACUGUAGAUCUAUUUUGGCUCUGAAGGGUGCUUACCAAGUUGGUCUUGCCAUGGACUCUGCAACUCUUCUUGAUCAUGCCCUCUUCCAACUCACUCCUACUAGAACCAGGUGUGAUCUGGUGAUAUAUGCUGGUAAUGUGACUGAGAAAUUGGCUUCUGGGCUUUUGGAACCAUUUGUUUCUCAUCUGAAAUGCGCUAAGGAUCAGAUUUCCAAAGGAGGGUACUCUGUCACUCUACGCCCUGUGGCCUCACAUGCCCCAUGGUUCACCAAAGCCACUCUGCAAAGAUUUGUGAGAUUUGUCAGCACGCCGGAACUUCUUGAGAGAUUUGUGACCAUAGAGAGAGAAAUAGAUCAGAUCGAGAGUUCAGUCCAAUCAAAUGAGCUGUCAGACGCAACGGAGGCAGAAGCUGCUGUCGGGAAUCUCCAGAAGUCAUCUGCAUCAUCCAAGUGGAGUGGUGAGCCCAAUGGAACUGACGAUGCUACACAUAAAGAAAAUUCCAAGGUUCGUCUUCAACGAGUUCUGGAAACUAGGAGGGCAGUACUCCGCAAAGAGCAAGCCAUGGCCUAUGCCCGUGCUCUGGUUGCUGGAUUUGAACUGGACUACAUAGAUGAUCUCAUAUCCUUUUCAGAUGCUUUUGGAGCUUCACGUUUGAGGGAAGCAUGCAUCAAUUUCAUGGAAUUGUGCAAGAAAAAGAAUCAAGAUAGGCUUUGGAUGGACGAAAUAGCUGCAAUGCAGGCGUUUGCAAGGCCUGAGUUGCCUUAUCUUGCAACAUCUGGAGUCAUACUUGCUGGCGAAGAAAAUGACCCUAGUCUAUUAAAUGCUUCUGACUCAACUACAAGUCUUGGAAGCUUAGAUGCAAAACAAGACAGCAGCUUGCCAUCAUCUACUCAGAUGCCGUCAACAGAUGGGAAGACCCAGAUGCCCAUGCUGUGGCCAAACCAUCUGCCUCCUUAUAAUUUUCAAGGUCCUAUGUUUCAGCAAGUUCCUCCAUAUCAAGGCUACAUUUUUCCUGGUAUGCAUGCUCCACCUCCAUAUUUUCCUGGGAACAUGAAAUGGCCCCUAAAUGUGGAUGAUUCCGGUCAAGGUUGGGAACCUGAUGAUCAAAGAAGUCUUAGAUCAUCGUCGAGGAAUAGGAAGAAAUCUUCACUCAGAAAAGACCGGGAAGCUUCAGAGCAAGAUAAUUCCAGUGAACUUGGUGAUUCCAGCUCUGGCAGUGGAUCAGACGAGAAUGCACAGAACAGCAAAAAGAAUUCUUCCGGGGAGCAAGGUCAUAAGAAAAAGCAUGGAAAGAAGUCCAAAAGAAAAGUAGUCAUUCGCAAUAUUAAUUACAUCACUUCUAAGAGGGAUGAGUCCGAGGAGACCUCUGAUGAGGAUGAGUUCAUUGAUGGAGAUGCUAUCAAACAGCAGGUAGAAGAAGCAGUGGAGUCUUUGGGAAGACGACAUAAAUCAGUCUCACGGCAUCACAAGCGAAAGGAUGGGGCCAAGUACCAUAAUAUUGAAGAAAAUUCAAACGAUGUCGAUGAUCAGGAAAGCAAAAAUAUAAAUAAAAAAAAGGACUCCUGGGAUGUUUUCCAGAACCUCCUUUUGAAGGAGAAAGAUUUGGAUGAUUCUGGAAAUGCUUCACACACUGUACAGGGUCAGGAAGAAUACUUUGGAACUGAGAGUUCUGGGAAUGGGAGGUUUUCUGUGCUUAACCUGGAAUCGGAGAAAGUAGUGAAACAGCGGGGAAUUUUAAGUGAUUCAUUUGUUGUGACGGGGAGAAAUACAGGUGAUGAAGGUACAACUCACAUUGAAAACUUUGAAACUAGUGAAAGUGCCAGCUCAGUUAUAAAGAAAAGGGACAAUGAGUAUGAGGAAAUGUUAUUUUCACGGAAAAUUAACGAAUCAGGAAGCUAUUCCCAUGCUACUUCAUCUGAUCUUGCUACCGGACCUUCCAAAGCCAGAAGUCGAGAAGAAGGAGAUUGGUUUAUCAGCAACCAGUUGGUUAAAUCAGCAGAUCGGAAUGAAGGCAUGGAGUUCAAAACUUUCAAUGGUGAUUACCAUUACCAUGCCAAUAAUAAGACAGAUGUUUUAGCUGAUGACUCCUUCAUGAUCCAAACUAGACCCUUAGUAGAUGAACGCCCUGAUUCUUUUUUAAAAGCAGAUAUAGACAUUGUUGGAGCUACUCAAUUUGAAAAUUUUGGUGCUGAAGCUUCCCUUGAUAAGGAUUAUGCUUAUGGUGCUGAUGAGCCAAAUGAUCUCUGCAUGGUACUUGAACGUGAUUCAGCUAUGGAUCAUACUGUCGUAACUUGGACUCCAGAAAUUCAAUAUGAAAAUUUCUCAUCUGCUGCAGCUAAUGGAAAGAACUCUGUUACUGAAACACCUGAAGUUGAUGAAAAACUGCCUUCUAAUGUUAAAAAGUCUACAAGCAAAGUUUCAAGUGAAAAUGCUAGGUCCAAGGUUUUCAAUGGGACGCUUGGGAAGAGCAAAUCUGAAAUUAUAUCAAGGAGCAGGAAACCAUCUUCUGCGAGUGAAGCAGCUGCUCAGAAGCAGAAAUUAAAGAAGGAAGAGGAGAGGAGAAAGAGGAUGGAAGAGUUGCUGAUCCAACGCCAGAAGAGAAUUGGUGAAAGAAGUUCUGUCAGGAGUAGUCCAGCAACAGUUAAGAAAACCCCAGUGGACAAGAAAUCUGCAGCAGUUUCCAUAAAGAAUGACAAACCUAAAAUUCGGCCCCAGAUCCAAGAGGCAAAUAAAUCAGAUAAACCCAUCUGUCGGAGUUCCACCAUAGACCGUCUUGCAACUGCUCGGACUACCCAGGUUCCAUCAAGUAAAUCAAAAUCUGGUGAUCCCAAAAAAGCAACUGUGAAGGCAAAUGGUGUAGCUACCUUGCGGCAGAAGAAUUCUGGCAGUGAAAAUGAGAAACCAGGUCUAAACAAAGUUAAAUCUGAUGUCCAAGCAAAGAGGGAUGACAAAGCAACCUCAGCAGCUCCAGCAGGGGUAGCAGCCAGAGCAGCAACUCAGCCCCUUGAUGUCACCGAUGAUUUUAAAGAUAUAAAGGAAUUACAUACUACAGCUUCAAUCGUGAAGAAUCAAGUAAAUAUGGUUGAGGAAGGAGACACUUUUGGUGGUAAAGGUUGUAACGGUAAUCCUCUUGGCAUAACCUCAUCUGAGCCUGUUGAAGAUCAACAUGCACAACUGGAUCAAGGAAAUCAUAAGGGAUUAACCACAGCUUCUCCAACUCAUUCCAAUGAAAAAGAUAUUUCUGAUGCUUGUGGAGACUAUACCUCUGAAAUUACUGUACAUCCCAUCCCAGAAUCGCCAAAAAAAGCUGUGGUUAUUUCUACUUCUAAGGAUUAUGGUGCAUUAAAGGAAGAUAUUUACUUACCAAAAAAUCGCGAGUUAGAAAUCUCCACCCCUCCAAUCGAUGGAAUGGACUCUGAAGCAGCCCACUCCAGGAAGAAAUGGAACAGUGAUGAAAACUCUCCUAAAGCUGCCAAAGGUUUUCGAAAGCUUCUUUUGUUUGGACGUAAAAACCGAAACUCUGCCACAAAUUAAGGAUCAGGAAGAGGUUAAUCUUACGUUCAUUCCUUUUGGUAUUGCCUCUGCAUGGGAUUAUGGUUUUACUGAAAGUACGUAGUGCACUUGCGAGUUUCUUUGUUUGAUCACACGGCCGAUAUAUGCCUGGUGAAUGAACAGAUACGUAAUAAGCCUUUGGGAGACGGGAGUUGCUGCCAAAGCUGCUAAUGUAAAUCUGAAUUGUUAUUUACUAGGAUUGGUGUGAAAGCAUGUUUUUUUUUUUGUUUUGUAUGCAUCUUGAGUAUGUCAAUUUGUUUUUCAGAUUGCUUGAUAUCUUUUUGUAAAUUUAUUUUAUGUACCAAAAGAGCUAUGCAAAAGUUUGGGAUAAAGACUCGGAUGAUGACGACCAAAAGAGCUCUGCCAUCA